This is a messenger RNA of Striga hermonthica, 654 nucleotides long. Lineage: Eukaryota; Viridiplantae; Streptophyta; Magnoliopsida; Lamiales; Orobanchaceae. The record is from the annotation of a GenBank genome assembly.
AUGGAGAAUGUCAAGUCGAGCAAACAUGGAGAGAUGAGUCCUAAACUUUUGUUCGAGAUCAAACUUCACGGGUUUCUACUAUGGGCUUCGGUUGGCUUCCUAAUGCCAUUUGCAGUACUCGUGAAGAGGAUGUCGAACAGAGAAGCGUCCGGAAGCAGGUUAAGAGUCAUAUUCUAUGUUCAUGCUAUUGCACAGGUUUUAUCGGUGCUCCUUGCAACAGCAGGAGCAGUAAUGUCGAUAAAAUUCUUCGACAACUCAUUCAACAACGUUCAUCAAAGGAUCGGUUUAGCCUUCUAUAUCAUCAUGUGGUUGCAAGCACUGCUCGGCAUCUUUAGGCCACGAAGGGGAAGCAAAUGCAGAAGCAUUUGGUUUCUUUUUCACUGGCUAGUCGGCAUAUGUGUUUCCUUACUCGGUAUCAUCAACAUAUACACCGGUUUACAAGCGUACAAAAGGCGAAUGUCAAAGGACACGAGGAUUUGGAACAUCAUUUUCACAGCCGAGGUCUCAAUCAUACUCUUCCUCUAUCUUAUCCAAGAAAAAUGGGAAUAUAUAUGGAAACAAGGCACGAUAUUAGGAAAUAAGCCCGUAAGGCUCACAGAAAGAGAAAUGUCGCUGACCUGUCAACAGAAAGAAGCAUCACCCGAGCCUUGUUGA